CAGCAGCCUGGAAAAUGAACCCUCAGUCAGUGAUCACGCAGCAGCCACAAGUUGUGGUUAUCCAGCCAUCACAACAGAGCUACUGGCAGACAGGCUUGUGCGACUGUUUUAGUGACUGCGGAGUAUGUUUCUGUGGAACAUUUUGCUUUCCGUGUUUGGGGUGCCAAGUUGCUGCGGAUAUGAAUGAAUGUUGCUGCUGCGGCUCAAGUAUGGCAAUGAGGGCUGUCUACCGAACAAAGUAUAGGAUCCCGGGAUCCCUCUGCGAUGACUUCUGCACUGUCUGGUGUUGCCCUCAAUGUGCUCUUUGCCAACUCAAGAGAGACAUCAAUAGAAGGCGUCAACAAGGAAUCUUCUAGGGAAAUUGAGAGUUUUGAUUGCAUUUAUAGUUCAGUUUAGUUGUUGCUCAUGUUAAGAGGUAAUGUGAAUUUUUCAAAAAAGCUUCUACAAUCGCCCAGGUAACCUGUGGGGUUAUACAAAUCUAAGUGUUUUUUUUAGCUGUUAAUUCAGUUUCUUGCCCUUCCAAUUAUUCCACACCUGCGUGUAUUUUAAUUAGUGUAUAAGGAGCAGCAGCAACUCUUUCCAAUUCAUAGUAGUAGGUGUUCCCUUUUGUGCUUGUCUCCCCUUCUAAUUUCCAGAUUCAGUUAUGUCAAUUAAGUACCAACAACGCAUGUGUAAAAGUUGUUUUUCUUGAUCUGCACCCUAACACACAUCUUGCAGAGAAAAACAAGAAGUUUCCAUGCAACAGCCUUUUCUAACUCUUCGUGCUCAAUACUAAUUUAGCCCUAUGAAGAGUUCUGUGGAUCUUGAAAGUCUGCAAUACCAAGAAGACUGGGUUAUUAUUUGACUUGUUCCAUCUCUCUAGAAUGCGACCAUCUGAAUAAACAGGAAAUAUGACAUAAAUCCUUUUCC
Messenger RNA from Lacerta agilis (Sand lizard), 909 nucleotides. Its product is annotated as placenta-specific gene 8 protein-like. The transcript is spliced from 3 exons. The record is from RefSeq and is a predicted model, not a curated record. Bases 15 to 356 code for a protein of 113 amino acids. Lineage: Eukaryota; Metazoa; Chordata; Lepidosauria; Squamata; Lacertidae. Gene Ontology annotation, biological process: positive regulation of transcription by RNA polymerase II.